AUGAACAAGCUCAUCAUCGCCCUGGCCGUGGCCUCCACAGUCUCUGCUGCCCCUCUCUCCACCGUUGAUAAGUGCCAGGAUGACUAUAAGUCUUGCAUCGCCGCGGGAACUCCAGAGGUCGCUUGCUCAUGCACUCUAACUGCCUGCGCUGGCGAAGAUAGCGCUCGCAUCCGCGAGUGGUGCUCUUCUGCUACCGCAUCGCUUGUUGAGCCAACCAAGACUGAGAUUCCCGGAGGAUGCAACCCUGCCCAUCCCGGCUCAUGCCCUUCAUCGUACUUUACCAACAAGUACACUGCCCCAGCCGAGACAUUCACCUCCAUUCCCGGUAUUCCCGGCGGUUGCAACCCUGCGCACCCUGGUUCCUGCCCCUCUUCAUACUUUACCAAGACCUAUACCGCUCCGGCUCAGACCUUUACCUCUAUUUCUGGGAUCCCUGGAGGCUGCAACCCUGCUCACCCCGGAUCUUGCCCAUCAAGCUAUUUCACGUACCCCGUGGCCUCCAAGACUGCGGUGCAACCCGCUCCCGUCCCCGCUCCUACCGAAGACUGCUCUGAGGGCACCAAACCUGACGGUACCAGUUCUGAGGGUACUACUUAUCCGGAGCCCAAGCCUGUUGAAGGUGAGACUUGGACCAUCAAGGAUCUUACUCGCUACUGCGGCGAGGGCAAUGAAGGCUGUGAUUAUAACUUUGAGAUCGCCGGUGCCGACGGCAAGACUGAGAAGUGUACCAUUAUCCGUAUGCCCGGCAAAGACGCUGCUACCGAGAGCUGGUCUAACGAGCCUUGCACUGAUGGGUCUGAACUUACUGUCUCUUGGGGAUAUGUGACAGAACCUGCCCCUGCCUUUGCUGUUGUUUCCGUUGUCAAGGGUAAUGACAUCGCCUGGUUUGGUGUUCCCAACGUCAUCGGCCAGAAGGCCACUCCUACCAACCCCUUCGGGUCCGGAGAGUUUGGCGAUCUUGGUCCCGAGCAGGUUUACACUUACUAG
Messenger RNA from Fusarium proliferatum ET1, 987 nucleotides. RefSeq lists its product as uncharacterized. The coding region runs from base 1 to 987 and encodes 328 amino acids. The transcript has a single exon. The record is from RefSeq and is a predicted model, not a curated record. Lineage: Eukaryota; Fungi; Ascomycota; Sordariomycetes; Hypocreales; Nectriaceae.